AUGAAGCAUGUUACCACUGUCUUUGCCCUCGCUGCUGCAGUAGCAGCUAUUGAUAUCCAAGGACACGUCGAGUCACACUGUGGUGGUGGAAACAGGGUCACGUUCACCAACGUGAACCCCGACCGAUGCUACGCUACCGGCGGGAUCUGGUCUGCCAUGGUGGAGAAGUCAACAACGUGGAGUACACGGGAGCUGGUUAUAGCUUCAUCAACAAGAGGAGGUCAACCGACGUCGCUUCUGGAUCUCGAAGACGAGACAUACAAGACCAUGCUCGCCUAUGCUUCUAACGGCACAAUUGCCUCGGAUAUGCCAAGCGCAUUCGAUGAGUACAUCGUACAGUAA
Molecule: messenger RNA, 342 nt
Organism: Alternaria alternata
Lineage: Eukaryota; Fungi; Ascomycota; Dothideomycetes; Pleosporales; Pleosporaceae
Exons: 3
Coding region: 1-342 (113 amino acids)
Source: RefSeq, a predicted model, not a curated record